UUUAUUGCCACAGCCACAGCCACAGGGCAGGGGAAGUGUUUGUGCUGUCGAUGGUGUUGUGUUGGCAUUCGAGUUUACCGCAACGAAACAUUAUGAACAGUGGUAGUUGGCCUAUUUAGUCUGCAGAGGAAGGAAGGAAGGAAGAGGAGGACGACUCUCUCUCUCUCUCCCUCCCUGUCUGUGGCUCACGCUCCCUUGCUCCCUCUCCUUGCAGAGAACAGAGAGACAACCUCGUCUAGUUUCGCGCGCCCAGCGCCGCUCGUGCCUGUCCCUCGUGCACAUUUCCCAGAUCUCGAGACCCUCUUUGUCCCUCGGCUCAUCGAGUACUCUCAGCACAUCACUAUUACAUUGCCGUCACACCAAUCAGAUACUCUCGGCGCGUCCCCGCAUUGCUUCUCGAGUGCUAUCGGGAUUACACAGAUGACGAAAAAUGCUGACUAUUAAAGCCCGCCAUUGAAAGAGUGAUUUCGGAAGGGAGAGAUUAAAGAAUUCUACAGCUCUGACUCUCACUCACUCCCUCCGUUCUCUCUCUCUCUCUCUCUCUGCGUGUGUGUUACUUUCCUUCCUCCGCCAUUUUUGAUUGGAAUUUCGGGGGCAGGUAGUUCGGGUGCAGAGAACAUGAGGUGGGUUUGGGGGCAAAGUUUCGGACUUGUUAAUGUUUGAUUGACAAAGGGCCACGAUCAUCGGAGGGUCGGUGCUACCAAGGUGUCUGAAUUUCUUGAACCAGCCGAGUCUUGCUUCCCAUUGAACACGAGGUAAAAUUAAAAAAUUCGACCUUUGAACCGCUUCAUCUGUUUUGCUGCUGCCACGUCUCUGUGUUCCGGGCAUUGUUUAUAUUAUCUGCAGCAUUGGGAUCAAUAUUCAAAUGCCUUGGGGGGUUUAGGAACAUGCAAGUGAUAAGCUUUAAUUGCAGUUCUUUCGGGGGUCUGUUGAGGAUUCCGGCUCCGGCACCUCGUACUUAGACAAAGGUUGUUGCUUGUAUCAGUCUCAUGCGUGAGAGUUAAGGAUUGCUGUGCUGUAUAUAAUUACUGGUGGCACUUUUGGAAAAAGCCUAUUUUGAUGAAAUUGAGCUUAAGGGGUUGUUCUUGACGAUAUUUGAUGUUGAUGAGUUCGAGCAAUGACAGACUCUGAUAGUUGUGUUGAGAGUUCCGAUCAUUUCUUUGAUUCGGUUGAGUCCUUGUCGCCAACCGACCAGGAAUUUGAUUAUGGUGUCUGGGUGAACGAGCCGAGAAGUGUCAAGGAGAGGCGGGAAGAUUUCCUCCAGGGAAUGGGUUUCGUGGAGUUCAGGGGUUCUUGUUUUCCUGUUGAGGGUGAGAGAUUAUGCGAGACGAGUGGAGCUAUCUCGAGCUCCUCGAGUGGCUUGGACACUGAUUCUGUAGAGGAGUGUUCGGUUAGCACUGGCAGAGAAUCGGGGAAGGAUGCAAAUGACUUGAUGGAUGAGUCAGAUGAAGAUCAAGAGAAUGAAUCGCAUUCUUCUUCGGAAUUCAGUCAAACCGAGAAGCCGGAAGAAGUUAAGAGUGCGAGGAAGGGGAAAUUGAAUAGAUGGUGGAGUUUCCUCGCAAACAGGAGAAGUAAUUUGAAAGCGGAUUCUUUUUCCGCCAGAAUGGACCAUGAGGAAAGAACCAAAUUGCCUGUAUUGAAUAGAUUGAAGGUCCAGCACAAGCAGAAAAGUUGGAAGGAGUUCACGGGACUUUACUCGGGGCAAGAGAUUCAAGCUCACAGUGGACUCAUCUGGACCAUGAAGUUCAGCCCUGACGGCCAGUUCUUGGCCAGUGGAGGCUCUGAUGGUAUCGUUCGGGUGUGGAGAGUUAACUCUGCUGAUGCCCAAUUCAUUAACUUCCCUGCCUCUGGAGGAGGAAAAGUGAAGGGAGAUAAGUUUGGCUCCCAAAGGAGGAGCUCAAACGACUCCUCGGUCCUCAUUCCCGAUAAGGUCUUCUGGAUAGAGGAGUCGCCGGUCCAUGAGUUCCAUGGCCACACCGGUGAUAUUCUAGACCUUGCUUGGACGAACUCAAACCAUCUUCUCUCUUCGUCCACCGAUAAGACAGUUCGAUUAUGGAAUAUGGGCUCGGACAGUUGCCUUGAUAUUUUCCGCCACAGCAACUAUGUGACUUGCAUUCAAUUUAAUCCUGUUCACGAGAACUACUUCAUCAGUGGCUCCAUAGAUGGGAAAGUUCGGGUCUGGGGAGUUUCUGAAAGACGAGUCAUUGACUGGGCCGAUGUCCGGGAUGUAAUAACUGCCAUAUGCUACCAACCCAAUGGAAAAGGUUUUGCCGUUGGCUCUGUUGUGGGCACUUGCCAUUUCUUUGAUGCAUCGGGUUCUCAUCUCCAUCUCAAUAGAACCAUAGAUGUUCAGGGUCGUAAAAAGACUUUGAACAGGAUAACGAGCAUUCAGUUUUCUCGGGAAAAUUCUCACAGGGUGAUGAUCACAUCGGAAGAUGGCAAAAUACGAGUCCUCGAGGGUUCAGAUAUCGUCCAGAAGUACAGAGGUCUUCCAAAGUCGGGAAGUCAGCACUCAGGCUCCUUUAGUUCGAGUGGAAAACACAUAGUGUCAGUAGGAGAUGAUUCUCGGGUUUACUUGUGGAACUACGACAGCUUUUCUGUCCCUCCAUCCAAAGGUAAAUCCAUGAAGUCCAUCCGGUCCUGCGAGCAUUUUAUCUCUGAGGCCGUGUCUCUUGCCUUACCAUGGCCAUGCACGGGAACCGACCGAAGUCUCUUAGGAAUCAAUAGUUGUAAGAACCUGCAAUAUUGCUUGAGAAGGUCCGAAUAUCCUUCAGAGGCGAGGGACUCGGACAGGUUCUCCAUUGGGAACUGGUUCUCCAUCGAGGGUCCGUGCCUAGGGACAGCCACCUGGCCUGAGGAGAAGCUUCCACCCUCGGAGUUGUCAGAUGAAGAACGUUAUGAGCUUCAACCACAGAACAAGCAGGAUUGUUACAGAGAAGAGAUCGCCGGUGAUCGUGUUCGAGUCUCGGAAACAUGGGGCGCCGUGAUCGUUUCGGCGAGCUUUGAUGGGAAAAUCCGGACAUACCACAACUAUGGGCUGCCCGUGAGGCUCUGAGGGGAUUUCGCGAAAUUUCUGGAAACAAAAUUUCCAAGCCAUGCAAUUGCAGGAAUGUAGUUUGAGUUUCUUGCAUUGCAAGUACAGCAGAUUAUAGAGAAAUGUCAAUUGUUUCAUGACAUGAAUUAGUUUGUCUUCCCAUGUAAUUAUGUGAUUUUAUUUUUCUUCCUCAGUUAAGGGAGCUGAGUUCAUGCAAACAUAGUAAUGGGGAUUUUUUUCCCGUGCUAAUGCGGGCUUAAGAUUUUUCUUUUUUAAAG
Molecule: messenger RNA, 3312 nt
Organism: Punica granatum (pomegranate)
Lineage: Eukaryota; Viridiplantae; Streptophyta; Magnoliopsida; Myrtales; Lythraceae
Source: RefSeq, a predicted model, not a curated record